ACAAGAGCCAACAUGUUUUCCACUACUGCAAACUAGCAUAUCCUGGUCCACUUCAAACAAUUGAUAACCUGCCUUUUCCGUUGAAUUAUUGCCACCCGCAGACCCCUGCUUCUUUUUAUAGCAAAGCAGAGGUACCACUAGUCCACAGUAGCACAAACGUUGAGCAACCCUCUCUUCUGCUACUUCCAACAAAGAAAGGAAUGGAGAUAGCACCUAGAGUGGAACAGAAGUCAGCAGACCAAGUCACUGAAGCUGGUCAUGCCAACGAUGAUACCUUAAUACCAUGGCUAAAGUUGGGCCUUGAUGCAAUAAAAAGCGAAGAAGCUAAGCCUCCAGAGGCCAAGCCUGAGCCUACUCCACACAGGACUUUCUCCUGCAACUACUGCAUGACAAAGUUCUUCAGCUCGCAGGCCCUCGGCGGGCACCAGAAUGCACACAAGAGGGAGAGGUAUGCAGCGAGGAAGUCACACAGCUUUCGGCAAUUGAUGAUGGGCCUUCCUCCAACUGCUACCUUUCUCCAACCUAUGAGGGGUAAUUCCUACUCCACAAUUCUGAAGGAGCAUAGUGAAAGAGCUGCUGUUGUCGUAGCAAGAUUUGAUGUAGGCCAAAUGAGUGGCUGGAUGCCUUUUGCAAUUGAAGAAGCUAGAGGGUUAGUGUGGCCAGGGAGCUUCAAAGCAAGUUCUCAGGAGUCGAAGAAGCAAACAGAGAAAAAUCUUGACUUGACCCUGCGCUUGUAAAUUUGUAAUUCACAG
This is a messenger RNA of Phragmites australis (common reed), 752 nucleotides long. Its product is annotated as zinc finger protein 4-like. NCBI's taxonomy places the organism in Eukaryota, Viridiplantae, Streptophyta, Magnoliopsida, Poales, Poaceae. Bases 201 to 737 code for a protein of 178 amino acids. The record is from RefSeq and is a predicted model, not a curated record. The transcript has a single exon.